ACAGUCCAACAUAUCUCCCUAUUUAUACCCCCUCUUUUCUACUCCCACUUCUCUAUUAUUCACUCUCUUCUAUUUUUUUCUAUUCUCUAAAUUCCUCUGUUUUCAAAUCCUCUGUUUUUUUUUUCAUUCAAGAAGGAAAAAGAUGCCGGCAGGCGGGUUCGUAACGCAAGGGGGCAAAGAAUACCCCGGAAAACUCACCCCUUACGUCCUUGCAACAUGCAUUGUUGCUGCCAUGGGUGGUCUCAUCUUCGGUUAUGACAUCGGAAUUUCAGGUGGUGUGACAUCCAUGCCGGACUUUCUGAAAAAGUUUUUCCCAUCGGUGUACCGAAAAGAAACGCAAGAUCAAUCAACAAAUCAGUACUGCAAAUUUGAUAGUGUGACAUUAACAUUGUUCACAUCAUCUUUGUAUUUGGCUGCUUUGUUAGCUUCACUUGUUGCAUCAUACGUAACAAGAAAAUUGGGCAGAAAAUUGUCUAUGUUAUUUGGAGGUGUUCUUUUCUGCGCUGGUGCAAUCAUCAAUGCUUUGGCACAAAAUGUUGCCAUGCUUAUUAUUGGUCGAAUUUUGCUGGGUUUUGGUGUUGGAUUUGCCAAUCAGUCAGUACCUCUAUACCUAUCAGAAACAGCACCUUACAGAUACAGAGGAUCACUCAACAUUGUAUUCCAACUUUCCAUUACAAUUGGUAUCUUAAUAGCCAAUGUACUAAACUAUUUCUUCGCCAAAAUCCAUGAUUGGGGUUGGAGAUUGAGUCUAGGAGGUGCCAUGGUCCCUGCUAUCAUCAUCAGUGUGGGCGCGUUACUCCUCCCUGACACCCCAAACUCUUUGAUCGAACGUGGUAAGCGUGAUGAAGCCAUCCAGAAACUUAAAAGAGUACGUGGAGUGGAUGAUGUUGAAGACGAGUUUAAUGACCUUGUGGCUGCCAGUGAGGCCUCCAAGAAGGUUGAACACCCUUGGAGGAAUCUCCUUCAGAAGAAGUAUAGGCCUCAUCUUACUAUGGCUAUCGCGAUCCCUUUCUUCCAACAGCUUACUGGUAUCAAUGUUAUCAUGUUCUAUGCUCCUGUCCUGUUUAAGACUAUUGGGUUCAAGGACAAUGCUUCUCUUAUGUCUGCUGUUAUCACUGGUGGAGUCAAUGUGGUUGCUACUUUGGUUUCGAUUUAUGGUGUUGAUAAAUGGGGUCGUAGGUUCCUCUUCCUUGAGGGUGGUGUUCAGAUGUUCAUCUGUCAGGUAAUUGUGGCAAUUUUUAUUGGAGUGAAGUUUGGAGUAAGUGGAAACGCCACUAACCUGCCAGAAUGGUACGCGAUAGUGGUGGUGCUCUUCAUAUGCAUCUAUGUGUCUGCCUUCGCGUGGUCAUGGGGUCCAUUGGGAUGGCUAGUACCUUCAGAAAUCUUCCCCUUGGAGAUCAGGUCAGCAGCACAAAGUAUCAACGUGUCUGUCAACAUGUUUUUCACUUUCGUAAUAGCUCAGAUUUUCCUCACUAUGCUCUGCCACUUCAAGUUCGGGCUCUUCCUCUUCUUUGCCUUCUUCGUCGUGGUUAUGUCAUUGUUCAUCUAUUUCUUCCUCCCCGAGACUAGAGGCAUCCCUAUCGAGGAGAUGAGCAUCGUAUGGAAGAACCAUUGGUACUGGGGCAAGUACAUUCCUGAUGAAGAUCUCCCUCAUGGUGCUCAUGCUCUUGAAAUGGGCAAGAGUAAUGGACAACAAGGUCCUAAACUUGUUUAAGCAAUAUUUGAAGAAUUGAAUUUAACUAAUUAAAGUUUCAUAGGACAACACACAGAAUUGUAUUUAAUUAUCUUAUUAGAUUAGCUCUUUUUAUUACUUAUUUAAGCUUUUGAUUGGUACAUUAAGGAGGGAUUUAAAGGAUGAUGGGAUGUUUUAGUGUUUGCAUUCGUCUAUAUAUAAACAAGCAAUUAGUUUAUUGAAUCUCAACUAGCCUUCUGGCCCGUGCAAUGCACGGCUCGUUCAAAGAAAAUUACAUUGAGAAAUGAGUGAGAAAAUACCAAUAAAUAAUUAUGAGUGUAAUAUGUAACUGAAAACAUAAUUAAAGAAAUAAAAAAUUUGGGACUUUAAUUU
Molecule: messenger RNA, 2065 nt
Organism: Chenopodium quinoa (quinoa)
Lineage: Eukaryota; Viridiplantae; Streptophyta; Magnoliopsida; Caryophyllales; Amaranthaceae
Product: sugar carrier protein C-like
Exons: 4
Coding region: 143-1714 (523 amino acids)
Biological process (GO): monosaccharide transmembrane transport
Cellular component (GO): membrane
Molecular function (GO): monosaccharide transmembrane transporter activity
Source: RefSeq, a predicted model, not a curated record